AUGAAGGUUGAACAUCCCAUAGCAUCGAGUGUCUCGGGCUGGAUGAUGGGGCUGGCCUGGGACAGCUUGUGGCACGCUUUCAUCUCGCCGCAGCAGGACCGGGACAACUUCUAUCGCGAGAUUAUGGACAAAUUGGAGAUCGACCUCGAUGGUGACAUACCACCUGAAAACCCUGAAACAAGGAAGCACGCCCGAUACAACCAUCACCAGUUUGGCAAAUCGUCUUAUCCGUGGAAAUACCGCGUCGACUUUAUUAAGGAAUUCCGUGACUUCUCAAAGGUCCGCCUCGUCGCCCAUAAGAAUGAAGGCGUGACAGCUGUCUCGUGGGACCGCGAGGGGGGUGGACGCGAAUUCCGCAUUAAGCAUUUCAAGUGGAUGGAAACCGAAUUCCUCAUGCCUGUUGGAGAUCCGAAUCUGAAACCGUGCUUCGUGACCCGUGAAAUGAUCCAUACCACGCUCAUUCGCCUGGUCCAAGAGCCCCAUACGGCGUGGCAAUCGCUUCAGGAGCUCCACAAUCUCCUGGUCGAGACGCCGACCAAGUACCAUUGGAGAAAGGAGUGGAAGGACGUCGCGAACUGCGCAGUAAAGUUGGCCACCAUCUUCCGGACCCAGUAUCGCAACGCUUUGCGGUUUGCCGUCGCGGCUCAAGAGUUAGCUGAUUACGAGGGCAUGAUCGAGGCGGUUGAGACGGACGACAACCAGCGCAAGAAGGGUAGCAUCGCGAGCAAGGGCAUCAAGGCUGCAGGCGCAGGUGCGAAGGCGAAUGCGAGAUUGGGGCUUGGGGUCAAGGAUAAGGGUAUGAAUGCAACAAAGGCACAGGGCAGCAGUAAAGGCAUCCGCACGUCCAAAAAAAAGGCUCCAGAGGGCGCAGAACCGGUUUCUCGCCUCAUCACAACCGAGGACCCGUUUCCGUCAAAGAUUCUCUCGCCUUGUGAGAACGCGUUACCGCUUGCCAACCCGAUUAUGGAUAUGAUCACACCCAAGGCCGUUCCUAAAGCCAACAAGCCUCCACUCAACUUUCCGGCCUCCUGCACCCUUGUCCCUUCGGACAAGGCGAUCAGGCGUGCCAUUCCAUCCGCAAAGUUCUUGGAUCUGCCGCUGGAGAUUCUUGAACGCAUUCAUAUGUACUCGGAGAGCGAGGCCUUGCCCAUCGUCAACAAGCACCUGAAAUCUCGAUUCUCCAGUGUCCAUUAUAAGGCGCACUGGGUACUGUACACACGAGGCCCCACCAAAAGCCAUCUGUGCAAUACGAGCACUAAGAGUGGAGUGACGCGGCUCGACUCCAUCCUUACCCGACGCCUCUGCAACAAAGAGGUGCUCUUGCGGGUGCUUGAGAUCUGGGAGAAGCGGCUGCGUCAAUUCGACCGCGAAGAUCGAGAGAGGCAGCUCAAGCUAUGGGAGCGCCAGCAGGAGCAGCGUCGAUGGAGCGGCCACGAGCCUGAGGUGACUCCUCCCCAACCAGACCCUCCCCGUCCCUCGCCAUUAGCAACCAGGAUCCCUCGUCGCCUCCUUCGCACGCGACCCGGGGCAAAGCCCGGGAUCGACCCGUACGUUCGCUUCCUGGUGCACAAGUUCAAUAUUCCGCCCGACGCAGACGGCUGUUAUCCUCUCAUACGUGGUGCAGCGGACCGCAAUUACGAGCUUGUUGAGUGGCUGCUCCGGCGCGGCACAUCUGUGACGAAGAACGAUAACCUCGCGCUGAAAGCUGCGAUCAUGAACCAGGAUCUCAAGAUGCUCCGACUCCUGAUCGAGCCUGAGGGAUACAGGUAUAACAAGGAGAAGCAGGCGCAUAUUACCAAGCACAGUGAUCCGGUCCCGCUGCCGGACCGGACGCAGUGCCGACGCGAGUGGGUCGACCUCGCGCUCCAGUAUAAGGCCUAUGACAUUGUCCACUGGCUCGUUGACGAAAAGGGUCUCACGCCGUCCUUAAAUCGGAUCAUGAACCUCGAGUCAGCGGGGUACAAAUGCUCGGAGCUAGAGCGCCUCCAGGAGAUGGCGCCGCAGCCGAAGAAGCAAGGCCAAGAGAAGAAGAACAAGAAGAGGAAGUUUAAGGAGAUUACUGUCCUCGAGUGA
Molecule: messenger RNA, 2073 nt
Organism: Cutaneotrichosporon cavernicola
Lineage: Eukaryota; Fungi; Basidiomycota; Tremellomycetes; Trichosporonales; Trichosporonaceae
Exons: 6
Coding region: 1-2073 (690 amino acids)
Molecular function (GO): protein binding
Source: RefSeq, a predicted model, not a curated record